GUUGCAACUAUAAAAACACCAACACAUAAAGCAACUCAAUUUCUCUCUUUCAUUUUCCCAUCUAAAAUAGCCAACUUUUAUGCCUUUUCUUUUCCAUCCCUCUCUCUUGAUUUCUCCUUCUUGUUCUUCAUAGAUAUUUAUUCAAAAAACAUGGCUUCUUCUAGCCAUACACUACAUAACCAAAACAACAACCAACCCAAUAAUGUUGUGAUGAACAUCUCAUGUGCUUCUCCAUCUAGUAACAAUAAUAAUAGUACUACUUUUGUCCAAGCUGACCCCUCUAACUUCCGCUCCAUCGUCCAAAAACUCACCGGUCAUGAUGAAUCUUCAUGUCAUCCCAUCGGAAAAUCCAACUUUGGCAAGAAAGGUCCUCCUCAACGAUCGAUAUUUAAGUUGCACGAACGAAGGCAUAGUGCAAGAAAGCUUGAAAAUAUUUUCACUAAUAAAAUUUUGUCAUCACCUAAUUAUUCUACGUCUAGGCAAAGAAGUAAUUUUCUUGCAUCUCCAGUGUCCCCUCUUGAAAUGCUGACACGUGGAAUAAGUCCAAGAUCACCAAUGGAAGAAGAAAAAGAAGAAGAAAGAGCUAUUGCUGAGAAAGGAUUUUACUUGCAUCCAAGUACUCCUAGAGGUUCUCAGCCACCUCAACUCUUGCCUUUAUUUCCACUUCAAUCUCCUACAGCUACACAUCAUUCUUCUUCUUAGUUAAUUCAAUUAUAGAUAUAUUGUGUAGGAUGUAUUUAUUUACAUAUAGACACUCAAAUUAAUCCUAGUUGAUAUUUGUUGUUAAUUCUGAUGUUUUAAUCA
This is a messenger RNA of Lycium ferocissimum, 804 nucleotides long. RefSeq names its product VQ motif-containing protein 11-like. NCBI's taxonomy places the organism in Eukaryota, Viridiplantae, Streptophyta, Magnoliopsida, Solanales, Solanaceae. The transcript has a single exon. Bases 151 to 702 code for a protein of 183 amino acids. The record is from RefSeq and is a predicted model, not a curated record.